AUGGAUGUUUAUCCCAUCCAUGUCUUAUUCUCCAUUGCCAUAUUCUUUUUAUUGUCAAGUUCUGCUGCGGUCGAUACACUAUCUGCAAACCAACGAAUCCAAGAUGGCAACACCAUUAUUUCAGAUGGUGGGAUGUAUGAACUAGGAUUUUUUAGCCCCGGAAUGUCCAAGAAUCGUUACCUGGGGAUAUGGUACAAGAAGAUUUCAACUGGUACAGUUGUGUGGAUUGCUAAUAGGGAGACACCAAUCGGUGAUACAUCUGGGGUGUUUGAAGUCAGUAGAGAAGGAAACCUGUUGAUUCACAGUGGUGAUAAUACCUUGAUCUGGUCAUCCAACUCGACUGUAUCUGUCGGGAAUAAUAAUCCCGUGGCACAGCUUCUGGACACCGGAAAUCUUGUCCUGUGGAAUGAAAGUUGCAGCAAAGAAAAUCCGAUCUGGGAAAGUUUUGACUAUCCUGGUAACACAUUACUACCAGGAAUGAAAUUCGGGAAAGAUUUGGUAACAGGAAGAGAGAGAUAUUUAACAUCUUGGAAAAGCCUUGAUGAUCCUUCUACAGGUCUUUAUAAACACUAUUUAGACACAAAUGGGUAUCCACAGCUAUUUGAAGAAAAAGGUCGGGUUAAACAUGCAAGGCAUGGACCAUGGAAUGGUCUUGGGUUUAGCGGUUUUCCUACGGAAAACACAAAUCCAAUUUAG
Messenger RNA from Lactuca virosa, 696 nucleotides. The record is from the annotation of a GenBank genome assembly. NCBI's taxonomy places the organism in Eukaryota, Viridiplantae, Streptophyta, Magnoliopsida, Asterales, Asteraceae.